Molecule: messenger RNA, 1343 nt
Organism: Paramecium pentaurelia
Lineage: Eukaryota; Ciliophora; Oligohymenophorea; Peniculida; Parameciidae
Source: the annotation of a GenBank genome assembly
AUGAAGAUUUCGGAUACUCACAUCUAUUAUUGUUAUCUAUAAUUCUCAAACUAAGGAUAAUUUUCAUAAUAGAAAUUUACUAUUUAUGAUUCUUAUUUGACUAUAUAAGUAAAAUAAAUAUUAAUAAUCCAAGAUUGGAAAAAUAGAUGAACUAAAGGUUGAAUAUUGUUCACAAGAUGUGGUUUUUGAAUGGAAACUAGAGUAUAAAUUCAAUUUUAUUUUAGAGAUCCCAAUUAAUGUGAAGUAAUUGUUUUUACUGAAAAUUAUUCAUAUACUUUUCUAGGAUCAAAGAAAACAAUAUAAAAUCUAAAAUAAUAUCUUGAUGGAAAGGUAUUUUAUGGAAAUUUCAUAUCCCAAUACUAAGAAAUUUAAAAAUUAAAAAAAAAUAAAUAAGGAGAAGUAAUAUAUAACAUUAAGUUUAGAUUAUCAAAUAUUAUAGUAAAUAUUAGAAUAUAGAAGUCAUAGCCAAGAUAUUUAAUUUUACUAAAAAUCUAGAGAGACAUUCAAAGGUAUGUUUUUAUUUAAUCAAAGAAACUUAUAUUCAAUGAAUUAAGAAUUUGUUAAUACUUAAGUUAAUACAAUUAAGAAUCUAUUUUAAAAUUAAGAGAGUUUUACCUAGAGAAGGAUAAGAUUAUUUUAAUUUUUGAUUAUUGUGAAGGUGGUACAUUAUAUUCAUAUAUGGCCUAAAACAAUUUCUGCCCUUCAUUUAUAGAUAUAAGAAAAAUCAUGAAGAAAUUACUAUUAGCAAUUAAGUUUCUUCAUAAACAUAACAUAAUGCAUAGAGAUAUUAAAAUGGAUAAUAUAAUGUUAUUAGAAAAUAACAAUCCUAAUUCAAUUUAAGUUAUUGAUUUUGGAUUCUCUACAUUUAUAGAUGACCUACCAUACCUUAUAGAAAGAUGUGGAACUCCUGGUUAUAUUGCACCAGAACUCUAUUCUGAGAAUCCUUAUGACGAAUUGAUAGAUAUUUAUAGUCUUGCUUAGAUAUUUUUUACAUUAUUAACAGGAAGAAAAUUCGCAUAUGAAUCUCAUUCAUUCAAGACGUUUGCUCAACUUCAUAAAAAAUAAUAAAGUAUAAUAAGAGAAUCAACAAAAAAUGAAAUCAUUGUAGAUUUAUUUUAAAAUAUGACAAAUUCUCCAGAAAAGAGGUAUAAUUCAAUAUAAUGUCUUAAUCAUUAAUAUUUUGAAAAGACAUCAAAAAUUAAACAGUAGUAAAAUAUAAUAAUAUCAUCUUUAGGUUAACAUGUCUGAAGUUUCCUUUAUUAAAAACUCCAUUCUAAUUAAUUAAAUUGAAAGAAUAGUAAUCAUAAAAAGACCAUCAAGAUAGAUUCAUUAAUUAAAAAUGA